Labeo rohita (rohu) is the source of this 7148-nucleotide messenger RNA. It is a transcript of the gene znf865, whose product is annotated as zinc finger protein 865. The record is from RefSeq and is a predicted model, not a curated record. Lineage: Eukaryota; Metazoa; Chordata; Actinopteri; Cypriniformes; Cyprinidae. Gene Ontology annotation, cellular component: nucleus. Gene Ontology annotation, molecular function: RNA polymerase II transcription regulatory region sequence-specific DNA binding; DNA-binding transcription factor activity, RNA polymerase II-specific. Gene Ontology annotation, biological process: regulation of transcription by RNA polymerase II.
ACCCGGAACUUGUAUCACUGCCCGGAAACGACCACUGUGAAGCGAACAGAAGUACCCGAAGGAAGACGGGGGCACUAAAAAUUGACACGGGGCGGAAAAUAUUUGGCCGACUAUAAUCCGCAAAAAAAUUAAGCGGAAAGCGGACUGGAAGCGCAGUUUCGGUCGAAAUUUUGGGAUGCGAACGACAUCGCGCGGGGUUGAACGUUAGCGAGCGCAGCCAGCGGAAAUUGGGGUUUGUUUAACGGAUCGAAAGCGAUGGAGAGGCCUGCGAGAGUGUUUUUCCACGGGAUGAGGAAAAAUGACCUGCUAACCUGAAAUCGGAAACCGCCUUUGUGCACAUCUACGCUUUCGGCGCCCUUUUAGCAUUAUUAUUUUCACGCAUUGCUCUUCAAGAGGACUUUCUCCGUUCACGAGCAGAGGGAUGUGAUUGAAAAAGGGAAUUCGGCUCUCCCCCUCUCCCUCAUCCCCCUUCACAGUCCACACAACCAUCCCGGAGAACAAUCGACGCUUUUCUUUCAACCUGCAAAGGCUUUGGACUGACAGGGUGCUCACGGCAGAACUACUUGGUCAUACCACUGUGCUGUGUUUGUGGUCUUCCAGCGGAGGUGUUACAGACAGAGGUUGGAUACACCCUGUGGACUAUCUGACCUUUCACCUUUUCACUCCAACUUGGAACAAUUGGAGAAAAGAGAGAGUUGCUCACCCGGAAUUUUCUCUUUAAAUGAAGACAUUACUGAGGAAAUCAAAAAGUGGGACCAUUUUAUGCAGAAGUUGUAAAAGGAAUACACCAAUAUCACGAAAAAAAGACAUUCCCUCGUAGCUUCAGUUUUAAAUGGCUUUCAACACUAAAUGAUUUGCUUUUUAGUGAUAAACACAUUUUUGUGAAGCAAAUUUUCAUAUGGUAUUAGUAGACGUUUUUACUGUUUUAACUGUAGAUAUAGUGAUUUUGAAAGACUAAUGCAAACCUGUGUUAUUGCAUGAUAUUGUAAACCGCCUUUUACCCUUUUUUAUAUUUAUAGAUGAUUAUUUAAUCCAAGACUUCCAGAGUUUUAUCACAUGUAGUGGCCUACUACUAUAGCCAAAACUCUGUUUGUUUGGGAUGGACAGUCACAACAUCAGACAGAUUACUCCCACACAGGCUUUUCUUUUUAAAAACUGGAGCUGCUAGCAGAAUACUUUAAAGCUUUAUAUUGAUUAUUAGUGGCCCUAGUGCCAGAUUUUUUUCUGCACAUCUUUUAGGUUAGAUUACACCGUCCACUUUACUGCAGUAAAAAGUGAACAGAGAAAAAAAAAUCCUAGGAACACCCCUCAACAGUGAGAGGGAGAUGUUCCAGUUUGGAAAGUACCCUAUGGACAUUUUAGAAAUGCUUAGUGGACACCAGGCUCACCAGUUCAAAGGACUGGGGCUGGAAAGGCAACUGCAGCACCAACAACAGGUCCAACUUCAGCACCAGCAGCAGCUUCAACAGCAGCAGCAACAACAGAGUGAGGCAUCUGGUGGCCUCCUGUCUGGGCUUGGCCUUGGAUCCCUUCAAGGAUCUAGAAGUAAUGCAUUUGCAGAUUCUUCAUCCUUAUUUGCCAAAAUGAGUGCGCCCCCUCCACCUCUUCCACAACAAACUCAAUCCUCAUCCUCACAAAGCACACGUAAAUCAAGUAAGAUGAGCAGCAGCAGCGGGAGUGGCAGUUCUGCCUCUGGCUAUCCACAGUUCCUACGCACAUUUCACCCUGCUGAGGCUGCGCUAGCGCAGGAGCAGCUGCACUCAGGAAUGGGGCGCUUCGAUUUCGGAGGAGGAAGUACUGGAGGAGGCUCUGGGGUAAUCGGAGGAGUUGUAACAUCAGCACCACCACCGCCGCCCUUGCACCCUGGCCUCUCUGUUCCUCAGCCAUCUCCUGGGCCAUCCUCGUCAUCGCCCUCCCCUUCGAGCUCAACCACCACUUCUAAUAAUCCCCCCAGCAGUAGCAGCUCAGUGGCUGGAUUAGUCGGAGCCCAGUCUGAUGCAAGAAGUUUGCACCAGCAGUUCAGCUGCAUGCUCGCUGCAAACCAAUACCUGUUUUCUGGAGUGCCCACUAAUGCCAGUUUAGAGCAGUUUCUAGUUCAGCAGGGUCCCCACAAUCAUCUCGGACUUGCGGAUUCAAAUACAGGUCUUGCUCCUCCUCCAGCCCUCCAUCCUUCCCAUACUCAUGGCCAUCCAACUCCCCAGCCCCAACAGCAGCAGCAGCAGCUGCCACCUCAUGCGUUGUCCCACCCUCACAGCCAUGCACAUCCACACCACCCUCUACACCCUGCCCCCCAACCUUCACCUCUUGGUGGUUUUGACUUCCAAGGUAUUCCUGUUCUUUCGUCAAAUCAGCUGGCUUCCCUAAUGCAACAAGAAGCAGGCCUGCCUUUGCCACUCCCACUUCAUCUCUCCGUACCAAAAGAUGAUGGGAAAGGAGAUAGUGGAUCCGGGGCUGGAGGAAGUGGAGGUAGUGGCAGCAGGAGAAAGAAAGCCAUGGCUGGCUACCUGCCCCAGAGGAAGACAGAUAAUAACAGUAGCAGCAGUACAAGCAGUGCUAACUGCCAUGCCAGCUCUGGGGCACAUGGUCAUGAUGGGUCCUCUGGUCUUGUGGGAGGAGGUGGAGGGGUUGGUAUGAGGGGUCUUGGUGGUGACCCCUCCUCCAUCCUCUCCUCGUCAACACCGUCCUCCUCUUCUUCAACUGUCUCCUCCUCUUCUUCCUCUGCCCCGUCUUCAAAUUCUGCUUCUGUACUGGUAUCAAAUAUCUCUCAAACCCCCAAGCCCGAAAAUCAGCAAUCAAUGACUCCCAAUAUCACACAGCCAGAGCAAGAACCUCUCUUUCAUUGCGGAGAGUGCGGCAAGUCAUUCACCCACCUCCCGAGCCUUCGGCGACACAUACGCUGCCAUGAAGAAGAUGGUGGCGGCCCCAACAGCAGCACAAACACAAACCCAAGUCAUCAGCAUCAGUCAGAUCUCCCCCACUCAACACAAGAUGGAAUUGCGCAAAAUGCUCACCAUCAGCAUGAGAAUACAGACCCCAUGUCUUCCGCUUGCUCAAGUCCAGAUAAGUCGUACUGUUGCAAUGAAUGUGGAAAGGGCUUUAAGAAAAGAGGGCACCUCCUUCAGCAUGGCGUUAUCCACUCUGGAGCUCGUCCGUACGCCUGCUCUGUCUGUGAGCGGUCAUUUAACCGCAGAGAAUCUCUCACUCGACAUGAGAAAAUUCACGAAGAGAAGCCCUACCGCUGCCCCGCUUGUGGUCGCUGUUUCAGAGAGAGCACUUCAUUGCUUAACCAUGCUGCGUCAGGUAAUUGUGGCAAGCCGGGAAGAAGAUCUAGAAGCAGCGAUGGUAGCUCAAUAAGUUCAGUAGAGGGCAAGGUUGAAAACGAUUUUCCAGGUGGACAAAUGGACGACACAAAAGAAUUGGUAUUUUGCAAGAAUGAGGAUAGCGCCGCAGGGCUGCCCUGUGACAGUAUGUAUUCACAGGGAAGAAGCGUUAAUCAAAAUCCUGUAGGCAAAACUGAAGAGAAGUAUAAUCCAGAGUACUCAAGAGAUCCUUACCAAACACCCUAUAGAGUUGACGACUAUCGUCGUCCACAGGGCAACCCAUCAUCCUACUCUGGAGAGUCCUGUACCAACAGCAUGUCGAGUCCAGCCCUCAGAAAAGCUCCUCUAGCCCCAACACUUCACCCACACCCUCAAAAUCAGCAACACCAUCACCAACCGCAGUCUCAUCUGCCUCUCUCCUCUCUUUUGGAUGACUCUGAAGAUGAAGUCACCAGUAGUGCCAUGUCCGCCAUUGCUGCAGCUGCUGCCGCCUCUGUCUUGCCUGCUGAGAUGAACAGUACUGGGGGACGAGAGGAGCGGAGAGACAUUAUCGGAGGUCUGUUAGGAGGGCUUGGUUUCGGGUCUAUGGGUGCCUCUUCGUCUACAUCCGCGGGAAAUGGUGGGAAUGAAGAAUGCCUGAGUGGAUCAAUGAUACCUUUAUCUCACCCCACCCAACAGCAGCCUAACUCACAGAAUGCCAACAAUCCUAAUGCCAAACCCAAGCGGCCACGGAAGCCCAGACAAAAAAGAGAGCCGAGACCCGGCGGGGCUCCGGGAGAAGGAGUAAAACGUCGGAGAAGCAACGGUGCGGCUGGAGAUGGCUCUGAAAGGCCUUAUUUAUGCACUGUUUGUGGGCGGGGCUUUAGCAGACGUGAGACCUUACGUCGGCACGAGCGUGUGCAUACAGGGGAAAAGCCAUUUCAUUGUGACAUCUGUGGUAAAGACUUCCGGGAACCGUUUCACCUUACCAAACAUCAGACUGUUCACUCGGGGGAGAAGAACUACAAAUGCACCCUCUGUGGAAAAGAUUUCGGAUAUGCACAGAGUCUGAAAAGGCAUGAAAAGCUGCACCUACGGGGGGAUUUCAAGCCGAGGCGGAGUAAAACCAAAUCUGCAAAUGCAAAUCAAGGGGCACCCGCUAAUCAAGAUCAAGCCGAUCAAACCAAUCAAACCAACCCUGGCGCUUACUACUCCUAUUCUCAGGAUAAAGUUCAAGGAUCUAAUGCUAGCACAAGCAACCAACCCCCUCCUAAGCUAUAUACAUGUGAGAUUUGCUGGAAAUCUUUCCGCCAUCACUUCCACCUGACUGCCCACCACCAAGCAAUUCACGAACACGGAGGGGAGAAACUGUUUUCGUGUGAAGUGUGCGGAAAGGCAUUUUCUUACUCCAACAGCCUGACCAGACAUAGAUUAUCUCAACACGGUUUGACUCGUACUGGGCCAACAACGCAACCGACAGGAAGUGAAUCUAUUGGAACUGCCCCAUCUGUCUCUGAGAGCGAGGCUGCCACCAAUGCACUCCUUCAUAUAACACCAGAAAGCGGAAGUCACGGAGUACAACAGCCCCAUUCAACCAUCGCUCUCACACAGCAUCCUCAGCCUGCUGGUUAUUCGCCACUCUUCUACACUCCAGAAUCAGGACAUCACAAUUCAAAUGUGACCUCACACCCCCAACAUCUGCACUACUCAAACCCCACAAUGGGUCCCCUCCAGCUUCAACAACCAAUCAGCGGGAAGCAGCUAAUUUAUUCAGGGGUUCCAAGUAACACUGUUCAUUCCACUCCACCUCAUAUCCACAUUUCGCCACCCCAGCACUCUCAGCACCACCAGCAACAGCACCCGUUUUCGAUGCAGUCUCAACAUCUACAGCAAAGCCCUCAGGCCCAGGGAGAUGCCACCCAGAGGAAGAAAAAAAAAAAAAAGAAAAAAUAUAAACUGGCUAGCAGCAUGCAGUUGAUGACUGGAUUUAGUGCUUACGAAAUUGCCCGGAGGCACAUGUAUUUAAAACGAAAGAAAUGCAGGCUUCAGCAGCAGCUAAAGAGAAAGAAGUGGAUGGCUCAGCUGAAAUGGGCCAAGUUUACUGGAGGAGGGCUUGGUUUAAACGUAGGUGGGGGCACGUGGCGUGUGGGGCGGUUAAGGUUUAGAGGCCUACGGUCUCUCAUCGUUCCCUUAAAGUCAUAUUCUUGCCCCGUCUGUCCCUUUACCACUUUCUCAAGCCGCGUAACUCUUUCAGUGCACCGUGUAACCAGGCACCCGCCGAGAAAACACGGCCGCCAGACUCGCCUCCGCUGCAUAGUCUGUGGAAAACGUUCUCGAAGGCUACUGAUGGCUCUCCGCCAUCGGGCCCACCACCUGUCUCAAGGGGCGUUCUCUUGCUCGCGAUGUCCCUCUCGAUUCUGGAACGGCACCCUCCUGCAGCGCCACAAAUUUGCUUGUCGGCGUGUCAGUAGAGGAAUCAGAAUGUCAAUAAAGGGGACUAAUGUUCAGAAGGCAGAGGACCCGACUGAAAGAUCGACAGUUGUGACAGGUUACAGGCACUAGGUAAAAUGACAUCUAACAAAGGUCGGAAGGCCUUAAAAACUGAUGUUUUGGAGGCAAGGAUCACGUGAAAGCAGGCAAAGAGGACUUUGGUGGAAAUCGCCACGCGUUAAACUCCUUAAACGUGGUCAUAACCAAGGGAGUGCCUCUUAAGAGACUCAGCUGGCGUGAAAACAAGCCUGUACCUAAAGAACCAUCCAUUAUAGACAUGGAUCUCUAACACGGUUUCUCCAAAGGGGAAGAAUAUUCUAGAUUAUGGAACUGUUUUUUGGUAGCACCUUUGUUGUAAUGGUAGCAUCUCUAUCCUCUAAAAAUGCAUUCAUUAUGUAUUUUCGUAACUUUAUUUGUGCUGCAAUGAUGGAUGCAUACCAGUGAAAGUGAACUAAUUUGAACAGUAACAAUCUAUUCUCUAAACUAGUUUCCCCCCAGUACUCAGAGCUUAACGGUAUAGCCUUUGUUUACUCUCAAUUAUACGUAGCUUUUUUUGUUCAUUGUGGUGUUGUGUUUUGUUUCCCCCCCACCUUUUGCUGUCUUCAUGUUAAAAUGCAAAUGUUUGACCUGGAACUGAAAGUUACUGGUUUUGGGAAGAGAAUCAAAUACAUAGUGUGUGUAUUCCCGAUGAACAACCUCAAUUACGACACUCCACGUUGAAUCGAACAGUGUCUCAAAGAGGACUCGCUGCAGUGAAACUGUCGAAAUAUUCUGCCGAGCUGAUGCCGAGGGGACAGAAUGGUGUUGCUAAUGCCAUGUUCCUGUGUUUAAUGUCAUCUGUUUUUUAAAGAAAUAUGUAAAGAAUACCUUUGCAGGUGUUUCUAUGGCAAGUGUUAAUGUCUUUGGUUGUGAGAUUGGCUAGCGGGAGCGAGGAAACAGCCAGUCUGUACUGUACAAUGCGUAUUAUAUUUUAUUAUGUAACAGUUGUGUUCUUUCUUUUUUUUUAUUAUUCAAAGUAUAAGUUUUUUUUUGUUUUGUUUUUAUUUUUAAAUCAUUUUUACUAUUUUAGGGGUGGGUGGGUUUGUGGCAGGGUCUGUCAUUGUAAGAUGUGGGGAAUAUAUGUAUCGGUGUGAUUUUUGUUCCCUGCCCCUUUGAUCUGUUUAACCCAAACCACAGUUUAGCCCAGCUUUCCCAACACUAUUGUAUUCAUUCUCAAUACUUUACUUAGCUCUACUGUCCCAAUGUUUUCCUCUCAGUAAACUAAAAUACAAAAUAUAAAUACUAAACAACUGUUUUCUUUUUCUGAGUCAACAGAAAUGUUGAGUUUCUCAGAAAGCAAAUAAAAAGAUAGAAAAUGUA